AUACCAUCCAAGAGAGCCCAAGGACUCUACCACUAUAGUCUUGAGAAAGCCUCAGAAACCAAACAACGACACUCAAAGCGUAUAUUGUUUGUUUGUUUAUUUUCUAUUUUUCGUCCGUCGGGAUGCCAGUGCUUACUGCCCUGGUGGCUUCGCCCUUGCUACUUCCUAACUAGGUUUGCAGGGCAAUUCUCUAAUUACAUGAUUGCGUGUAGCAUUGCACCUGCACUUUUCAGCCAGUCCCCGAGGCUCUUUACUCAUUUGAUGUAUAACAACCACUCUCGAGAUACUACUAAUAGAUCCAUUCAUAAAUACCGCACCAUCCAUCCAUAA
This is a messenger RNA of Blumeria graminis f. sp. triticale, 330 nucleotides long. The record is from the annotation of a GenBank genome assembly. NCBI's taxonomy places the organism in Eukaryota, Fungi, Ascomycota, Leotiomycetes, Helotiales, Erysiphaceae.